This is a messenger RNA of Odontomachus brunneus, 2335 nucleotides long. RefSeq lists its product as uncharacterized. The transcript is spliced from 4 exons. The record is from RefSeq and is a predicted model, not a curated record. Lineage: Eukaryota; Metazoa; Arthropoda; Insecta; Hymenoptera; Formicidae. Bases 134 to 541 code for a protein of 135 amino acids.
CUCUCUCUCUCUCUCUCUCUCUCUCUCUCUCUCUCUCUCUCUCUCUCUCUCUCUCUCUCUCUCUCUCUCCUCGCAUACGCGAAUUUUUAUUGAGUGACCAGGAAGUAACGUGUCGCACUCUUGCGCGUACACAAUGGCGCGUCCGUUAAUAAUGGUGAUUUGCGUCCUCGUGGUACUCGCGCCGCCGAGAUUCAUCUACGGGAGUCCUGUGAUCGAUCAUAGCAGAUCAGCCUCAAAUACGCUCACACAUAACUCAAAGCCAGAGGAUGUCACGAAUUACGAGCAGAAGAAAGCGACCAUCAUGUCGAUCAUAUGCGAAAGCGCAUCAAUUCCCGUGAAGUCGCGGCAAAAGCGAAUGUUCCAAUUGUCCGACCAGAGACUAGCCGAACUGGAGACGUUAAUGACUCUGUCGCUGGUGGGCAGGAUACUAUCGGAAGCGAGAUACAAGAACCCGGCGACACUUAAUCGCCAUAAGCGUGCCAUGACGAGGCUGACCUCUCUGAACCGCCGACCGCCGUCAAGCAAUCUCGCGAGCAAUUAAAACAUGACGCGCGUGGCACCGCUCGCUUAGGUAAGCGCUCGUCAUCAUUGUCGCUUCCGAUCGCAUUCGUGCAAAGUAUCUUCUUUCCUGCCGCGCAGAAGAACAUUCAAGAGCAUCGCCGAGAGCGCGGCGUAGCAUAUCUCAGCCUCGUAACCGUCGUAAUCAUUUUUCGGGCGAGCUUCGAGAAAUACGUAAUUGCGUAGGUCGUAAAUUAAUGUCCACGAAAAGUGACGCAAGGCGAUCACUGUAUCAGCGCUGAUAAGUGUCCCGAGCGGAGGCUGUUCUUUUCGACGACACGUUCGCAUUAUCGUCCGGUCACAGCGUUAUCGUCGCUCGGGAGCGAGUUUCACAACUUAUUUAGAUUUAGAUCAAGAGACAUGAUCGGCCCUGACGAUAAUGAGGUCUCCUCAUCUAAUUAAAAUGCGCAAUGUCGCCACGGGAAAAAAUAUUUACAAACAACGAUACCACGUUCCGUACAAUCGCGUGUCUAUUCGAGUAGUAAAUUCGAAAAACGACAACGUAAUUUCUCCCCUCUUUCCCAUCUCUCUCUCAAGAUUCUCUCUUUCUGUCUUCCCCCCCCCCUCUCUCUCUCUCUCCCGCCCUUUCUACCUCUCUCUGUCUCUCUUUGCUUCUCUUUCCCUCUCUUUCUCACUCCAUAUCGCUUGCUCUCUCUUCCUCUUUUUCUCCCCGAUGUACUUUGAAAUUGAAAAAUCCUCCUCGUGCCGAAGCAUGUGCGUUCGAUAGUAGCGUACCGUGAAACUUUGUAAAGCUCGAGACGCGCGAAAAAUCCGAUAUCUAUCAGCGAACGAUUAACCGUACUAAUCGUUGUGCGUUAACGAUGUUUAACUUCGUACGCAUUUGUUUAUAGCUGAGUCAGCCGAGAGAUCGUUUGCUAGACUAUGGAUCGUCGCGGCUAGCGCGUGAUCGGCGAGAGGAUAAAUAUUUUAUAACGCGAGAAGACAUUCUUCCAGAAUGUGCUUCUUGUCUUGUUAGAAUGGUUGCUUAGGAAAUUGCGUGAGAGCGCGCGAAAUGGAAAGCAUUUGAAUAGCAAUAUAUGCAGCAAGUCAUGUUUAUGAACCAGAUUUUUUAUUCGAACUCUUUUUCAGCGAUAAAAGCGCUUCUAAUGCACAUUUCUAAUGUCAAUUAAAACUUAAUUUCUCCGAAUUUAAGCCUUUGUCCAAAGAGUUUAAACUUAAUUAAUAUGUUUAUAAGCCAAAUUAGAAGGCUCGCAUUUAGAGGCGCUUUUACCGAUAAAAGCGAGUUCAGAAAAAGGGUCUAACAGUCUCCAUAGAGACUCACAUAUAGAUUCAAAUAAAUCCGUUGAUACACGUUGAACUUAAUGAAUGAUAUAAUAUGUGAUGAUACGAUGAUGUAAUAUGAAUGAUACAUGAUAUGAAUAUUGAGCUUAAUUCGCGUAUUUGAAAACGUCUUAAUCGAUCUGUCGUGUAGUCAUUGUAAUUGACGCGUUAACGAACAAUUUCAGGAUUUCUUUCGACAAUGACAAUUUUUCAAAUCUUCACAUGAUUGUAUCAUUUGUGAAAUUCUAUGUUCAUUUGUACUCACGUAAUAAUGUUGACUGAGAGUUGCGUAUCUAUCUCUAAUGCAGGACUCCUUAAUAUCGUGCGAGUUCCAUGCGUGCACUCUAUUAAAGCACUGUCGAAACUGAAAUUACAAGGUUGUAUUUAGUUUACGUAUUUAUUUACUAAUAAAUGAUAGGAAGUAUACAUGUAGCAAUAAUCGUAGAUAUAUAGAAGACUUCACGCAAAAAAAUAUAUAAUCUCAUCGUUAACGGAA